Molecule: messenger RNA, 1508 nt
Organism: Chenopodium quinoa (quinoa)
Lineage: Eukaryota; Viridiplantae; Streptophyta; Magnoliopsida; Caryophyllales; Amaranthaceae
Product: B-box zinc finger protein 20-like
Exons: 3
Coding region: 255-1232 (325 amino acids)
Biological process (GO): regulation of DNA-templated transcription; photomorphogenesis
Cellular component (GO): nucleus
Molecular function (GO): zinc ion binding
Source: RefSeq, a predicted model, not a curated record
UAUAUUAAAUUGAAAAUCAAUCAGUUAGCAUAUGCCAACUCAAACUACUCUAACAGUUUUCCUUACAAUAUUUAAAGCCUUUGAAGUUAGCCCACCACUUCCUCCCUUUCUUCUCACUUCAAUUACACAACUUUCUAUCUCUACAAAAUUAUUCCAUCAAAUCUGGAAUCAUCAAAGUAUACCCAAAUCAAAUCAAAAUCCAAAAAUAGAAAGAAAAAAAAAAUCAGCCUAACAAAUAAUAAAGGUUUACAAAUAUGAAGAUCCAAUGUGAUGUUUGUAGCAAAAAAGAAGCUUCUGUAUUUUGUUCAGCUGAUGAAGCUGCUCUUUGUGAUGUAUGUGAUCAUAAAGUCCAUCAUGCCAAUAAACUCGCCUCGAAACACCACCGUUUCUCUCUUCUACACCCCUCGACCUCUAGUUUCCCACUUUGCGACAUCUGUCAGGAGAAAAGGGCACUUAUAUUUUGUCAACAAGAUCGUGCAAUUUUAUGCAGAGAAUGUGAACUGCCACUACAUACAGCAAAUGAACAUACAGAAAAGCAUAACAGGUUUCUGUUAACAGGGAUUAAGCUGUCUGCAGUAAUUUCUGACAACACCAAAAGUACUGAUACUGUAACUGCUAGCAAAGGAAUUGGAGGCUAUAUAGUUCCUGAUUUUAAGUCUGCUAAAAAACCCACAUCAGUUUCUUCUGAAAAAACUCUGAAUUCGUCUGCAUCCCUCGUAACGAACAGCAACAGCAACAGCAGCCCAGAUAGUUCAAACAAUAAUCAGUUGAACUGUGGUGGAUCGACUAGUAAUAUAUCAGAGUAUCUGAUAGAUAUGCUACCAGGGUGGCAUUUUGAAGAUUUGCUUGUUGAUUCUGCUGCUCCCUUUGGUUUUUCCAAGAAUACUUGCAACAACCAGCUUGGUAUUGAGGUAAAUGAAGAUGUGUUGUCAUUUUUUGAUGUGGAGAAUGAAAAGGAAUUGACAAGUUCAUCAACAAAUUCUGAGAAUUUCUGGGUACCACAAGCAGCAAUUACUAGUAACAUGUUUGGUCAGACUACUUCAGAACUUCAUCAAAUUACAAAUGCAUCAAUUUAUGGGACAAAGAAACAGCAACAGUCCCAACAGACAAGUGUCACAGCAACUAUGAAAUUGAACAUAAAAUAUUUGAAGGAUGAUGCUUUUACUGUUCCUCAAAUUAUUACUAAUAAUAAUUCAUCAUUAGGGUCUAAGAGAACAAGACCUUCUUGGUAGAAUUAUGAUCUUAAUUAGAUCUUGUUUUUAUUAAUUUUGUGUAUCUUGUAUUUUAUAAAGUGUGUUUAAUAUGUACUGAAUUUUAAUUAGAUGGGUUUUUAUUUGGUCAUAUUUUUUUGUUGUGUACUAGUAAUUAUCUAGGUGUGGAAAAAAAUAUCUCCCACUUUGGACAUGUUCUUUUUAUUUAAUCGUUUGGGUUGCAAUCACUCAAGGUUCUAACGCUCUUGUACUACCUUUAUCUUCCCUAAUUAAUGAGUACAAUCCCUUGACCAUGAA